AUGCCCAUCAGCGGACGUCGUCUCCUCGUCUUCAUCGUCGCGAUCCUCGUGUCGCCGACGCUGGCCGCCCCGCCGCCGCUCCUCGGACCGUCCGUGGACGUGACCCAGUGGACGUGCGUCGCGUCCGAGUCGCGCUACGUCACGGCGCGGCUCACCAACGGCAACCACAGCCUCGAGUGCGUGACGGCCAACGCGACGACCGACGCGUGCCUCUUUGCAUCGCACGCCGACGAGUGCUCGUCACCGACCGGGUUUAUCUAUUCGUGCACCAACUACACGCACGGGUCCCGGGACCCGACACCGGCCUGCGUCGCGCUCUACAGCUCUCUUGUCCGCGGCGACGCGCUCUCGCUACAGACGACGGCCUUGUACUUCUACUACAACGGGCUAACGUGGGGCGUCCGCAUCGUGACCGCGCUCGGUAUGGUGCUUCUCGGCGGCGUCUUGGCCACGCACGGCUACUACCUCUUCCGCGUCCUCCUCGUGCUCUAUGGCCUCGUCGCCUUCUCGCUCGCGUUCGCGUCGCCGCUCGACUGGAUCGACAAUUCCACGACCGAGACCAUCCUGUGGAUCGGCGGCGCCAUCCUCUUUGGGCUCUUCUGCGCCGCCUAUUACGCGCUCGCACGGCUCGUCACGGGCGCCAUCUCGGGCACAGCGCUCGCGAUGCUCGUUCUCGAGUACGUCCACCUGUCGCCGACGUACGCGAAGCUCUCCGUGUCCGGGGCCGGGGUUGUUGGCGGCUUGAUGACGCUGCGCUGGCCGCGCCCGCUCUUGCUUUUCCAUACGGCGUAUCUCGGCGCAGUCGUGGCGGUCUAUGGCGGCACCUUCCUGAGCUAUGCGAUUCCGAACGUGAAGCACACCGUGUUUGACGUGGAUCCAAUCCAGACGACGUGGACACCGAUCUUCUUUGGCGGCCUCUUUCUGCUCGCGCUCCCGCUGCAAGUCUAUUAUACGGCCAAAGACGUGUAUCAUUGCGAGACGACCAUGGAGCGAAUGGCGCGAAAAGCGGUCGGUUCGACCGAGUCGCCAGCGUACUCGGACGUGCUCGACCCGUCGGUGGUCGCGGCCGAGAUGGCGGCCAAGGAGCACUGGUUCCUCCAGUGGCUGAUGUGGACGCGACGCUAA
Saprolegnia parasitica CBS 223.65 is the source of this 1125-nucleotide messenger RNA. RefSeq lists its product as hypothetical. The record is from RefSeq and is a predicted model, not a curated record. NCBI's taxonomy places the organism in Eukaryota, Oomycota, Saprolegniomycetes, Saprolegniales, Saprolegniaceae. The transcript has a single exon. Gene Ontology annotation, cellular component: plasma membrane. Bases 1 to 1125 code for a protein of 374 amino acids.